Molecule: messenger RNA, 684 nt
Organism: Homalodisca vitripennis (glassy-winged sharpshooter)
Lineage: Eukaryota; Metazoa; Arthropoda; Insecta; Hemiptera; Cicadellidae
Exons: 1
Coding region: 1-684 (227 amino acids)
Source: RefSeq, a predicted model, not a curated record
AUGUCGGGCUUGUGUGUGAUUUGUAAUCAGAAAAUAAGUUCUGAAGAGGCUAUUGUGUGUAUUGGAAACUGUGGCAGGGUGUUUCACUAUGAGUGUGCCAGUGAAAGAUACGCUUCGCUGAAAACACGAGGUUCUAAAAAGGAGUGGACCUGUGAUGAUUGUCGGCCAAAACAAUUAACCUCUGCUACAAAGAAUGUUGGUAUGGAAGAAACACCAGCUACCAAUCAUGAUGCUCUGGUAAAUAUUCUGAAUAGUUUUAAGGCUGAAAUUUGCUCCGAACUUAAAGAAUAUAGAAAGCAGUUUGAUGAAUUCAAGUUAGCCCUAGAUGUUGUCUCUGACAAAUUGGAUCAAUCAAACAUGAAGAUGGCCCAGCUAUCAGAAAACUACAAAGACCUAAAGAAGGAAAAUAAAGAAUUAAAGGAUAGCAAUAAAGUAUUAUGUGAAGAAGUCAAUAGCCUGAAAACUAGAGUGAGACUUGCAGAGCAGUAUUCUAGAAAAUGUAAUGUGGAGAUCCAGGGAAUACCAGUGACUACCAACGAAGAUGCUGUGAGCUUAGCUACAGACGUGGGUGCUGCACUGGGGGUUGUGCUGAGUGCGGAAGAUGUGAUGGCGGCCCACAGAGUACCGACCUUCCGACCUAGAGCCGCGCCACGCUGGUCGUCCAACUCAGGGAUAGGAGGAUGA